UAAAUUUUAAUUUUGGCAGUUGUGGACGGGAAGAGAGAAUCCUUAUACUCCGAAAUAGCUCUUUUUCAACUCUCAGGGGCUUGUACAGAACUUGGCCCGACGCCAAUCCGGUUCGUUAACAAACCUAGAUGUCAUCGAAGCCCCAACCUCUAUCUUUCCUAUAAACUACAAGCCCCAAAUCCCGUGUCUCUCUUCUUCAACUCUUCUUAUACGCAAGAUCGAUUUCAUCCGACUCCUGGAAAAUCCAAUUCGGAUCUCACCGGAAGAAUGGCUACUAAUGACUUGGCUUCUGGAAUUGAUAAAAAAUCUGGAGCUGGAUUGGGCCUGAAUUUUUAUGGCGCUGUUGUGCUUGGAGGAACUUUCGACAGAUUGCAUGAUGGUCAUCGCCACCUUUUAAAGGCAUCAGCAAAGUUGGCCAGAGACCGUAUUGUGGUUGGUGUUUGUGACGGGCCAAUGCUGGAGAAGAAAGAGCUAGCCCACCUAAUUGAGCCCGUUGAGAUGAGAAUGAGAGCUGUUGAGGACUACAUUAAGUCCAUUAAACCUGGUUUGACAGUGCAUGUGGAACCCAUCACGGAUCCUUAUGGCCCAUCAAUUGUUGAUGAAAAGUUGGAUGCUAUUAUCGUCAGCAAAGAAACUUUAGAAGGUGGAUCGUCAGUCAACAGGCGGAGAGCUGAAAAAGGUCUUUCGCAAUUGAAGGUUGAGGUUGUUGAUUUGUUAUCUGAAGAUGGAAGUGGGGAAAAGCUGAGCUCAACCAUGCUAAGGAGAGUUGAUGCUGAGAAAUCCAAACAGCAGGAGAACAAGGUUCAAUCACUUGAAAAUGGGGAGAAAAGGUGGGAAAAGGAGAGGGGCCCUGAGCUUUCCUCGUGAUGAGUUUAUAACUGAGAAAGGAUUUUACUUCUCUCGGCCAUUAUUGAUGCUCUCUUUACCAUGCAGUGGAAAAUGUUUCUAUCACAAAAAAAGAAAAAGAAAAAGAAAGAAAAAGCGAUCUGGUGUGUUGCUCCUGUUUCUACCAACAUAUUUACAAGACUAAUAUAUUUCAAUUUUUUUUAAUUUAAUGUAUAGUUUAAUUAAAUUUUGUUAUCAAACCGGGUCUCUCAUCUCUGUAAGAAGGUCAUGGGCUUUUGUUUUGAGGUCACUAGCAUCAUCCAUCCAUCCAUCCAUUGACCACAAACGCCAGUCUCUCUACUCUACCCCACUCUGCAGUAGCACUAAAUCUAUACGUUAUGAUGCAAAAUGCAAGCGUUAUAUAUCACAUGACAUCACGUCAUCCACAGUUUUACAAAAGACCUAUAUGCCUCAUGCUUUUCAUUCCCAUUAAACAUGCCACCACAUCCUUCCUGCCCGGUAAGAGCACUGGUAAUAGUUUCAACCAAAUUACAGCUUGGUACAGAAAUCCCCCCUCAAACGAUAUCCACCCCCUGUAAUUUUUUUCAAGGAAAGGCAAUCAAGUACAGGGCAUACGUGCCACAUGUGUGAGAUCAUUAACCAAUCUAAUAACAGUGGCUUCCUUCCACAUGAAUGCCCCCAAAAUCCUGUAUAAGUGAUAUGGUUAUGGUUUGAUGUAUGUGCAAAAUGCUUCCUUCAUCUAAAGCAAAAUGAUGCCACUAGCAUCCCUCAGGUCAUCACACAAACAGGUGGGGGCCAAUUGGAUCUUGCACAAACUUCUUUCUACAUUGAUAGGUGGGGAACAUUUCCCUGCUCUUAGUCUUCCCGCUAAUUUGGAUUAAGUUGUCUUCCUUAGGUUAACUUAUGUAGUGACAAAUUAGUGACUGCUAUUCUUCUUACUUGGGAAUCCUGUACGUGCGUUUCAUCCUUGAAUUUUAGCGGCACGGGUUUCCAGAAUCGAGUGGUGGCAUGUUAGUAAGCAAUGCAAGCAUAGAGUCUUUGACUUGGGGGUGUGAGUGGUUUCCCUAGCUCAGGUGUAAGCCUUUUU
Molecule: messenger RNA, 1933 nt
Organism: Magnolia sinica
Lineage: Eukaryota; Viridiplantae; Streptophyta; Magnoliopsida; Magnoliales; Magnoliaceae
Product: phosphopantetheine adenylyltransferase
Exons: 8
Coding region: 268-867 (199 amino acids)
Biological process (GO): coenzyme A biosynthetic process
Molecular function (GO): dephospho-CoA kinase activity; pantetheine-phosphate adenylyltransferase activity
Source: RefSeq, a predicted model, not a curated record